Molecule: messenger RNA, 447 nt
Organism: Lichtheimia ornata
Lineage: Eukaryota; Fungi; Mucoromycota; Mucoromycetes; Mucorales; Lichtheimiaceae
Exons: 3
Coding region: 1-447 (148 amino acids)
Molecular function (GO): calcium ion binding
Source: RefSeq, a predicted model, not a curated record
AUGCAUCUACUCGCCCUUUUGGUUUCUAUCACCUGUUUAUUAAGCCUUGUUCUAGCAGGUCCUGGAACUCACCGUUAUGAGCAACCUGGACACUCUAACUAUGGCGACGACAAAACCAACCAACAACACAUUAUGGAACACAUCAAGUCCAUGGCAAAAGACGGCCAAGAUCCACAGGCCAAGUUGACUGAAAACGAGCUCGUGUACUAUUUAUUCGUGCUGCAUGACACCAACAAUGACGGACACCUCGAUGGCCAUGAGUUACGUGCAGCCUUCACAGACUUUGAUGAGGAUGAGGAAGACGACCCAACUCGCUAUGUGGCAUUGGAUGAGAUUACUGCUAUGGUGGAUCAUGUGUUGGAAGAGGACGAUCUUAAUGGAGAUGGUAGAAUUUCAUGGGAGGAGUAUUUACAAAGUCAAUUGUAUCAUGGCAACGGUGGUCAAUAA